Saccostrea cuccullata (small rock oyster) is the source of this 435-nucleotide messenger RNA. RefSeq lists its product as uncharacterized. The transcript is spliced from 4 exons. The coding region runs from base 63 to 371 and encodes 102 amino acids. NCBI's taxonomy places the organism in Eukaryota, Metazoa, Mollusca, Bivalvia, Ostreida, Ostreidae. The record is from RefSeq and is a predicted model, not a curated record.
UGGGCCUAUGGACUACUUUUACACGGUUCCGACGACAUUCUGGGGACUUUCAGCAAAAUAAAAUGUCAGAAGGAAAAGGAGCCUCUGGGAAACACUAUGGUCCCGUUAACAAUCCAUAUGCCCGCACUAUGCGGAACAUGUUCGCAUAUCUUAAGCCUGAAAGGAGAGUGGAAUUGAAAUUUCACAUCAGUAACAACCCUGGUGCAACUUUCAUGAUGGUAACCAGUACAAUUUUGGUACUUAGCUUUGCUCCCUUAAUGGCCCAGCAAAGAAGAAUCGACUUCACCUCAAAGGCUUAUCACUGUCAUUAUAGAGUGUUAAGGAAAGAAGACGCAGAUCCAAAACUGAAAGAAAUUGGAUAUUAUAACUAACUUAAUACAAAAACUUUGUGUAUAGUGUUAAAACUUUUAAAUAAAUAUAGUUAUAACAAAAUGA